Molecule: messenger RNA, 1626 nt
Organism: Alternaria postmessia
Lineage: Eukaryota; Fungi; Ascomycota; Dothideomycetes; Pleosporales; Pleosporaceae
Exons: 6
Coding region: 1-1626 (541 amino acids)
Biological process (GO): transmembrane transport
Cellular component (GO): plasma membrane
Molecular function (GO): water channel activity
Source: RefSeq, a predicted model, not a curated record
AUGGAGGCUCCACCGCUUGCGUCACUGUCGCUGACGCAUGUCCAUUGUAAUCCCGCAGACCGCAUCUCCUACCUCUGCGCAUGGCUUGCUCUCGUGCCCCAGGGACUGUGCGUCGUCUAUGCGACGCUGAUAUGGUCCAACCGCGAGAUUGAGAUCUUCCUCAUGUUUGCCGGCCAGAUGGCGUGCGAAGCGCUCAACUGGGUUCUGAAGAGAUACAUCAAGGAAGAGCGGCCGCGGGAGAUGCAUGGAAAGGGCUACGGAAUGCCUUCCUCACACGCCCAGUUCGUAUCCUUCUUCUCCGUUACCUUAGGCCUGUUUCUCCUCUUCCGACACGUUCCCCACCCGACGGAUACCCACACGCCCUUCUCACUGGGUGGCCGUUUCCUCCUUUCACUCCUAGCAUUGGCUUGUGCAGGAGCUGUAGCUGCAAGCAGGAUAUAUUUGAGCUAUCAUACACCAAAACAAGUUGUGGUCGGAUGUGCUGCCGGAGCUAUCUUCGCCCUGGCUUGGUUCGCCUUCACAACAUAUCUGCGGAGAGCUGGCUGGAUAGAGUGGGCUCUCGAAACCUGGGUCUUGAGAACACUGCGUGUAAGAGAUCUUGUGAUACAAGAAGACCUGGUUGAUUCUGGCUGGGCACGUUGGGAAGAUCGGAGGAAACGACAGAUCUUCCAGGUUCAGGGUAAGAAAAGCAGACCUUUCCCUCCUCAAACCCUCUUCCUAAAUCUCCAAUCGACAAUGCCGCGCAUGUCCACCUACCGCGAGCCAAAGCCUCCACCACGCCGGCGUUCCCGGAGCCAAAACGGUAACAGUAGUCCGCUCCCACGCAAUGAAUCAGAUUACGACGUACCCGCUCCUGAACCCAAGAAGCAUCUCAGCAGUCUUGAGGGCCACAUUGUAGCAGCCAGUGGAGAGUUUGUCGGCACCUUCAUGUUCCUCUUCUUUGCUUUUUCUGGUCAACUCAUGAUCACCAAUCAAGCCAGUGAUCGUUCGAUUCUCAACGGCGGUACGAGCAGUCAGCAGAAUAUCUUCACAGCCUUGGUGUAUGGCUUCAGUUUGUUGGUAAAUGUUUGGGCUUUCUUUCGGAUCAGCGGAGGAUUGUUCAACCCUGCGGUAACGAUUGGUAUGGUGGUUGCCGGUCAACUUCCCUUUAUACGGUCACUCUUUCUCUUUCCCGCUCAACUACUCGCAUGCAUGUGCGCCGGUGGACUCGUCGAAUGCAUGUUUCCAGGAGAUAUCGGUGUUGUCAACACUUCACUAUCUGGCGGUACCUCCAUCGCCCAAGGUGUCUUUAUUGAGAUGUUCAUGACCGCCGAGCUCGUGUUCGUCGUUCUGAUGCUAGCCGCCGAGAAGAGCAAAUCUACAUUCAUUGCGCCAAUCGGUAUUGGCCUAGCGCUUUUUGUAGCCAUGAUGGGUGGCGUUUACUUCACGGGCGGAUCACUUAACCCUGCGCGUAGUUUUGGUCCUGCUGUUGCUUCACGAACGUUUGUCAGCUACCACUGGAUAUACUGGAUUGGCCCUAUACUUGGUGCACUCCUUGCUUCGGCAUACUACCGCUUUGUCAAGCACUUCAAUUACGAGCAGGCGAAUCCUGGCCAAGAUUCUGCUGGUGGUCACUUCUCUGCAUGA